UUGAAGAAUGCUUCUUGUUACAGAUUUCGCACCACUCAUGCUCCACCUGGUGACACAUUAGUACAUCGUGGUGACAUCCUUACUGGCUUGCAUUUCAUAGCACGAGAAUUAUCGAUUGCGUCUAUAGGGAAAGAUGACAUAUUUGGUGAGAAUCCAUUACUGUAUGAAGAAGUCGGCAAGUCAUCAUGUAAUGUCAGAGCGCUAACCUAUUGUGACCUGCACAAAAUUCUUAGAGACGAUCUGCUUGACGUUUUGGAUAUGUAUCCAGAAUUUGCGGAAAAUUUUUGUAAAAAUCUGAUUAUCACUUACAAUUUGCGUGAUGAAUCGCAAUCCACAAGAAAACGCUUUGAUCGUCACAAACUGCUGAGAAUGUCAUCAUCGUUAAACAAAGAUCGAUACGGUACGCCCAUCGAUGAUACUUCUGAACAACGACAACGGCGGAGUGGAACAGAUUCGGUGUCCAGAUCGGAUUCAAACCCGAUUGAUCGUCGACAAUCUGGUGGGUCUCGUGGUGAGUGA
Molecule: messenger RNA, 519 nt
Organism: Strongylus vulgaris
Lineage: Eukaryota; Metazoa; Nematoda; Chromadorea; Rhabditida; Strongylidae
Source: the annotation of a GenBank genome assembly